AUGGCAAAAUUUGUACUUGCUGGCAAGGCAAAUUGCCCGUACUUUGCCAAAGCUGAACUUCUUGCAGAUUUACUGCAAAGAUCUCUGCCAAAGUUCAGCAUCCACACGCUCUGCAUGCACCCCGAUGAGUGGCAGCAAUGGCUGGAAACCACUUGCAAGGAAAAUGGCUGGCAGCAUGAGCAUUCCCCCAUGAUAUGGAGGGAACUGAUCAACCGUGGGGGUAAAGGAAUGCUUCUAGGGGGCUUCAGCGACUUCCUAGAACAUGUACAGGCUUACUAUGGCAUCACCUCAGAUAUGACGACGGAACUGAUGAUGAAGAUUGCAACAGAGAACCUGCUGACACGGGAGCUGUGCAUGAAGGAGGAGGUGUACCAUCAGAGCCUCAUCAAGCCACUGCACAUAUGGAUCAGCAGUGCUCUUAACCCGACCUGCUACAUCCUGAUCCCCCAGCUGUUUGCCCCUGGGGUAUUCCGGGACGCCCCAACCAUCAGCCUCCACCUGUUGGAUGUGGGGGCCAUCGAGGAGGACCUGCAGGGGGUCAGGAUGGAGACAGAGGACCUGGCUCUCCCACAGCUCCAUAAAGUCACUGUCUACACAGAGCUGGAUCAGGCCUUCCAACAAGCACACUUCAUCAUCCUCCUGGAUGACAGUUGGCCUGAGUGUGGAGGGGAGGACGAGGAAGAAAUCAAGGUGUGUAGUUCGAAUGGCUCGGUGAGGAAGGUGUCGGAGCGUUACCAACAGUAUGGGCGCCUUAUUGACGAAAGGGCGCACAAGAACGUGGCGGUGAUUGUGGCUGGGAACUCCUUGGUUAACCUGAAGUGCUCCCUUCUGCUAGAGAACGCUCCCUCGGUUGACAGCGGACGCUUUGUCGGCGUGGCAACUCAACUGGAGUACGAAGCCAGAGCCCACAUUGCACAGAAGCUAUCUGUGAAGACUGCAGAUGUGACAGAUGUCAUCGUUUGGGGCAACAUCAGCGGCAGUUCCCAUGUUGACCUGCAGAGGGCGAAGGUUUUCCAAUACGAAGGGGCCAUCUGGGGACCAUCAGAUUUUUCUCAGCCAGUCCUAAAGAUGAUAUAUGACAGGAAAUGGCUACAGACUGACUUCCUGAAUUUGGUCAGUUCCCAACGUGCCACUGUAGCCUCCAAGUCCCAGAGGACCACAGCCAUAUCAGCCACUAAUGGGAUCAUUGCAGUUCUAAAGGCCUGGAACUGCAACUCUUCUGCUGAGGAGGUCCUCUCCUUAGGCAUACUCAGCACAGGACAGUACAACCUCCCAGCUGGUGUAGUCUUCUCAAUGCCAGUGAGCUUCCAGGAUGGUAGAUGGUCCGUGUUGUCUGAUGUUAUCAUUGGUGAUGAGAUGAGGGCCAAACUGCAGAUUGCUGCAGACCAACUCAGGGAGGAGAAAGAGCUUGCAUCAAGGACAAGAAAAGACACUGCAUGA
Salvelinus namaycush (lake trout) is the source of this 1440-nucleotide messenger RNA. It is a transcript of the gene mdh1b, whose product is annotated as malate dehydrogenase 1B, NAD (soluble). Gene Ontology annotation, molecular function: L-malate dehydrogenase (NAD+) activity. The coding region runs from base 1 to 1440 and encodes 479 amino acids. The record is from RefSeq and is a predicted model, not a curated record. The transcript is spliced from 10 exons. Gene Ontology annotation, biological process: malate metabolic process; tricarboxylic acid cycle; oxaloacetate metabolic process. Lineage: Eukaryota; Metazoa; Chordata; Actinopteri; Salmoniformes; Salmonidae.